ACCCCGCGGCCUCCUAUUGGUCGAGCUGGACGUCCGUCUGGGGAGAACAGGAGGAAGGCGCUUCCGGAGGCCAAGAUGGUGCGGUUCAAGCACAGGUACCUGCUGUGCGAGUUGGUGGCCGAGGAUCCGCGCUACCGGUACUGCAUCGACGAGCGCGCCGUGACCGCCGCCGCCAAGGGCGCCUUGGCCCGCGCCCACGGGGACUACGGGUUGGCCUGCUGCUCCGUCGCCUUCACAGUGAAGUAUCUGAACGCCUACACGGGUGUCGUGCUGCUGCGCUGCCGCAAGGACUUCUACCGCCUGCUCUGGUCCGCGCUGCCCCUCGUCACGCACCUGGAGAGCCGGGGCCAGCGGCACCCCUGCUUCUUCCACACGCUGCACGUUGGGGGUACAAUACGAUCAUGUCAGAAGUUUUUAAUUCAGUAUAACAGAAGACAACUGGUGAUGCUUUUGAACAGUUGUACCAAUAAAGAGGAGAGAGAGUCCAUUCAGAAGUCACUACUAGGCUGCUCUCUUCAGGAAGUAGAGGAACAGUUUCAAAGUGCUGAGGAAGAGGAUGACUGUGCAGAGACAGACUAAACAUAGUGUAAUUAUUUAUCACCUCUCACAAGUAGAGACAAAAUUCCUGUAACUUAGUGUCUCAGACUACCUCUGUUUUGUCAAGAAGAUCAACUAUUGUAGUUCUUGCCUCAUUUCUGCUGCUUUUUUCAGUAAAAAAAAACAAACCCAGAAUAUUGAAUUCUGUGGAGAAGAUCAAUAGAAAAUGGUAAGCCAUAAAGCUUUCCUCUGCAUACAGUGGGGAGGGAGAGAUUAGUAGGAUACCAUGCAAUCUUUCUUGGGGUGUUCAGACAGUUUUGAACACCUUCAUGCCUGGAUGAGGGAGUUCAGGUUACCCCUUGAGGAAGGGGGAAAGUAAAGGACUAUUGGCUUUCAACCAGCUGGCUUGUUUUUAGUAUUCAGACCGGCAUCAACAUAAGCUUUAAAAAUCCAGAAAACUCUCUGAAGAGAAAGCAGAAUCUACUUUGGUACUCACAGGGAUUUUUGGGGGGAGGGGGGAGAAGAGGAGAGAAGACUAGUCUCAUUUAAGGCAGAAUGCACAGUUAUCCAGUAUCCCUAUGACUAGUUAUUUACCAUCAUCCAUUAUGUUUUAUCAUUCUAGGCAAAAGCUUUACUGCAAUUCAGCUAGUCAGCUUAAAGCCUCAGCUGUUUUGAAACCCAACAUCUCAUGCAAGCUAGACAUAAAAGCUCCUGGCUGCAAACCUAGCAUACCUGUGAAUGUUAAUAAAAAAUGAGCUUGA
This is a messenger RNA of Gavialis gangeticus (Gharial), 1298 nucleotides long. RefSeq names its product POP5 homolog, ribonuclease P/MRP subunit (gene POP5). The transcript is spliced from 5 exons. Bases 76 to 579 code for a protein of 167 amino acids. Gene Ontology annotation, cellular component: ribonuclease P complex. The record is from RefSeq and is a predicted model, not a curated record. Gene Ontology annotation, biological process: tRNA 5'-leader removal. Lineage: Eukaryota; Metazoa; Chordata; Crocodylia; Gavialidae. Gene Ontology annotation, molecular function: ribonuclease P RNA binding.